AUGGUCGGCUUCAAAAGCUUCGCCGCUCUCUUCCUUGCGGCCCUUGGUGCUGCUGCCCCUGCUCCCUCUGGCGGCAAGUACAUCAUCACCCUCAAGGACACCGUCACCUCCAGCAAGGCCGCCGCGCACUUGCAGUGGGUGAACGAUGUCCACGCCCGUAGCAUCGGCCGCCGUGACCUCAACCUCAACGGUGUCGAGAAGACCUACGAGAUUGGCAACUUCAACGGCUACGCUGGCAACUUUGACACUGCCACCAUUGAGGAGAUUCGCAACAACCCCGAGGUUGAGGCUGUCGAGCUGGACCAGACCUGGACUCUGUAUGCCCUGACCACGCAGUCCAACGUCCCCCACGGCCUGUCCACCAUCUCGCACCGCCAGUCCGGCGCCAGCAACUACAUCUACGACAGCAGCGCCGGCCAGGGCGCCUACGCCUACGUCGUCGACUCUGGCGUCAACAUCGACCACGUCGAGUUUGAGGGCCGCGCCACCCGGGGCUACAACGCCGCCGGCGGCCAGGACGUCGACACCCUCGGCCACGGCACCCACGUCUCGGGCACCAUCGCCUCCAAGUCGUACGGCGUCGCCAAGAAGGCCAACAUCGUCUCCGUCAAGGUCUUCAGCGGCCGCACCGCCGACACCUCCGUCAUCCUCGACGGCUACAACUGGGCCGUCAACGACAUCGUCGCCAAGCGCCGCCAGACCCGCUCCGUCAUCAACCUGUCCCUCGGCGGACCCGUCUCGACCGCCUUUGACCGCGCCGUCGCCAGCGCCUACAACCAGGGCGUCCUCAGCGUCGUCGCCGCCGGCAACGAGAACCAGGACAGCAACAACGUCUCCCCCGCCCGCGCCCCCCAGGCCAUUACCGUCGCCGCCGUCAACGCCAACUGGGCGCGCUGGGUCUGGAACUCGCAGCAGGGCUCCAACUACGGCACCCCCGUCGACAUCUACGCCCCCGGCGAGGACGUCCUCUCCACCUGGAUCGGCUCGACCACGGCCACCAACACCAUCACCGGCACCUCGAUGGCCUCCCCGCACAUCGCCGGCCUGGCCAUCUACCUGGCCGUCCUGGAGAACCUCGACACCCCGGCCGCCAUCACCUCCCGCAUCAAGCAGCUCGGCACCCAGAACAAGGUCACCGGCAAUGUCGGCAGCACCGUCAACCUGCUGUCCUACAACGGUAACCAGUAA
This is a messenger RNA of Cordyceps fumosorosea ARSEF 2679, 1188 nucleotides long. RefSeq names its product alkaline serine protease Alp1. The coding region runs from base 1 to 1188 and encodes 395 amino acids. Gene Ontology annotation, biological process: proteolysis. NCBI's taxonomy places the organism in Eukaryota, Fungi, Ascomycota, Sordariomycetes, Hypocreales, Cordycipitaceae. The transcript is spliced from 2 exons. Gene Ontology annotation, molecular function: serine-type endopeptidase activity. The record is from RefSeq and is a predicted model, not a curated record.